Messenger RNA from Polychytrium aggregatum, 960 nucleotides. RefSeq lists its product as uncharacterized. The transcript is spliced from 2 exons. The record is from RefSeq and is a predicted model, not a curated record. Bases 1 to 960 code for a protein of 319 amino acids. Lineage: Eukaryota; Fungi; Chytridiomycota; Chytridiomycetes; Polychytriales.
AUGAGCAAAUAUCUGGCAGAUGCAAAGCUAUUGCUACAGAAACAUGCCCAGGACAGGGCCCCAUCCUCGUCCGGCCCGGUCGCAUCCAGAGCGACCGGCCCUGCAACAACGUCUCUGGACUCGGUCGUCAACAAGCUGGUGCGUGCUGCCGUGGGUGGCAAAGCCGCCGACGUACCCGACGGCGAUAUGGAAAAGUAUGUCGUCGAGAUGAUGAUGAAGGAGGCCAGUGCCGCCAAGCGCAAAUAUGAGCAACGUGGGGCCGCUGCGUACUUUGACCAGGAAAAGCAAAGCAACCUGCCCAAACCAAACAAGCGAUUCCUGAUGAACAUCAUCAGGAGCACCGACGACCACAACAAGGCACUGCUGCGGUCAUUAGAAGCAGAGACCGAGGCACAACGCUUGGGUCGGACUAUGGGCCGAUCUGGCGAGAGCAUCGAGGAGUCCCCACGGAGUGGGGCUGUGAGGCCCACCGGCCACUCGGGCCUUCAUCUCAGCGACGUCCAAGCUCCUUCUUUCAGCCCGGAGCGGCACAAGCGGCGCAAGCAUGAUUCUGCCCACGAAACCGUCGCUGUGACAGAGAACGAGCCUGCCACUGUAUCUACCAAGCCCGUGCUGACCCACCGUGGCCGGGGCAGCGUCGGCUCUUCCCGGCUGGACAAGUAUUUCCAAGAUGACUACAAUCCCCGUCUCGAUCCCGACAACUUUGACGACGGCAACAUCGAUGCCUAUUACGACACAGUCGAGCGCCUCUAUGAGCAGGGGCAGGCGCCGAAGCAGAGCACGGAAGAAGAGCGGCGACACAGCGAGAAAAAGUCAAAAGACAAGAAAGCCAAGGACAAGAAAAAGAAGCGGAAGAAGGAGAAGGAUCGGAAAGAGGGGCGCUCGCGAACGGCAAAGCGCUCAUCCAAAAAGUCCAGCAGGGACAGCCCGAGCGAGAGCGAAAGCGACGGCAGCUCGUGA